Molecule: messenger RNA, 534 nt
Organism: Zasmidium cellare ATCC 36951
Lineage: Eukaryota; Fungi; Ascomycota; Dothideomycetes; Mycosphaerellales; Mycosphaerellaceae
Exons: 1
Coding region: 1-534 (177 amino acids)
Source: RefSeq, a predicted model, not a curated record
AUGGAGCCACAAGCUUUCAUGCCGAUGCAAUGGACUACUCUCAUACCAGGAGUGGAGCGGUUGCAUUUCAAGGUCUGCCUACUGGCCCCGAACUUCAACCCACAACACUUCCUCUAUCGACUCAACAAAGCCCGCGACAACGAAAGCAGACGUGACCCUCUCUUCGACCCCGAUUCGAGAGCAUGGAAGCCAGUCAUCUACGAGUACGAGCUAUUCACCUCGCAGUUUGCGUGGCAAGAACAGGACGGCGCCAUCACUGGACAGCGUAAUGUCCAUGAAAUCGCCACAGAAGACAACAACUGCGCUGCACGAGACUUUCUGCUCUGCGUGGCUGAGGCAGCUUGCGAUGUAUUGAAGGUCGCUACUGUGGCCGCAGAAGUCCUCAUCAAAGACAUGAGACUGCGUGUGGGUGCGGGUGUGGAGGAUCGCGUCGCAACUGUCGUCGCAACUGUGGCCCAGGUUACUGGCAAGGCGCUUUCUGACUCAUCGACCUUGUUUCGUUCCUCGCCAACAUAUCGACUGUGUAAGACUUAG